AUGGUUGAAGAUAAGAAUUUGAAACAAAUUGUAUCUCAGAACCAUGUAAUGAGGGGCAUUGCUUCCGAGGUAUUAGGGGCAAUUCAUGUAUUUAAAAAUAUGCUAAUGAAUUACACAAUCCAACCUAGGGAAAAAGAAAACACUUCUAUGUUCAUCAGAUAUCCUACUUUGAAUUUCCCAAUGGAUACUGUUGAUGAAAUGGAAAAGUUCGAUUAUAUAAUGGCGAAUGAAAAUGAUUCAUCUGAAUCAAUCGAUGAACUCUCAAAAUAUGGUGGAACAAUUUGCUAUAAUUUUGUUAAACGAAUCUUGACCAUAUCAAUUACAAAUAAUCUGGCCAGGCAAUAUAGCUUUUAUGGCAGAAAAGGGAAAAGGUCAUUCCAUCUUUCAAGCUUGUCGAAGAUUGUAGUCAGAGCUGCAGAGAAAGCUGGAGUAUCCAAAAAUUACAAAGAGGCUGAAUCAGCAGUUCAGUCAUGGCUGAAGAGGUCAGUGGAAAGACUGAAUGCGAAGGACAACAAACGACAAUAA
Messenger RNA from Phaedon cochleariae (mustard beetle), 525 nucleotides. Lineage: Eukaryota; Metazoa; Arthropoda; Insecta; Coleoptera; Chrysomelidae. The record is from the annotation of a GenBank genome assembly.